CCUCCGGUGGGUCAGUCCUGGAGGGAAGCCAGGGCGUCAGGAGCCGGGUUUGGGGUGCCCCAGUGUUCCUUACUCAAAACCUGAAAUAAUAAAAAGGUACAAAACAGGGACCAGCUGAACACAUACUGGUAAAGGGGGCCCCAGACAGUUCCAGCAGCGGCUGAAAGACGCUGCUCUGCGGGGAUGGGCCGCCCGUCAAUUUCACUUUCUUCUUUGCACUUUUCUGUAUUUUCUGCAGCGUCUACGCAUUCAUUACUUUACCUUCAGGGAAAAAAAAUCUGGUGCUGAAAAGAGAUCCUUACCUAUUUCUUUUUAGGGCAUGACUGACCCUUCAGUGUUAUAGUGCGUGGAUGGGGCCCUUCCCUCCCUGACCGCCCCUUGCAGCCGGGACACCCGCUUCUACCUGCAGGUGUGGAGCCCGGCUCCGUGGUCAUCACCCGGCAGGCGGUGGACGCCUGCUUCAAGCAGGAGUUCGAGCAAAUUGUCCUCGGGAAGCGGGUGGUCCGGAACACGCACCUGGAGGAGCGGCUGGUGCAGGAGCUGGCGCGGUGCUCCGCGGACCUGGGCGAGUUCCCCACCGUCGUGGGCAAUACCAUGUGCACCCUGGACUUCUACGAAGGGCAAGGCCCCCUGGACGGGGUGCUCUGCUCCUACACGGAGAAGGACAAACAGCAAUACCUGCGGGCGGCCUACGAGGCCGGUAUCCGCAACAUCGAGGUGGAGUCGUCCGUCUUCGCCGCCAUGUGCAACGCCUGCAGCCUCCCAGCGGCCGUGGUGUGCGUCACGCUCCUCGACCGCCUGGAAGGUGACCAGAUCAGCAGCCCCCAUGAGGUGCUGGCCGAGUACCAGCAGCGGCCCCAGCGGCUGGUGGGCCGCUUCAUCAAGAAGUGCCUCUCAGCAGCCUGAGGUCCCCAAGUCUCCAGACACGAGCGUUGGUGUUUGCAGCAAAUAAAAUCAUU
Messenger RNA from Physeter macrocephalus (sperm whale), 959 nucleotides. RefSeq names its product uridine phosphorylase 1-like. Gene Ontology annotation, cellular component: cytosol. The record is from RefSeq and is a predicted model, not a curated record. Gene Ontology annotation, biological process: uridine catabolic process. The transcript is spliced from 3 exons. The coding region runs from base 595 to 906 and encodes 103 amino acids. NCBI's taxonomy places the organism in Eukaryota, Metazoa, Chordata, Mammalia, Artiodactyla, Physeteridae. Gene Ontology annotation, molecular function: uridine phosphorylase activity.